CAAUUGCACCCUCUCAACACGCUCUGCAAUUACUCAUCACUGUCAUUUUUUCCUCCAUCUGCUGCCUCCUCCCCUCUUUCAACUCCUUGUCUUUUCUUCCUCCUUCCUCUUCUUCUUCCUCCCGUCCGUUUUUCCGUCAACAAGCUUUUCCAGCUGAUCAUGCCUUCCACAACCUUUCCGUUGCUUAACGUGUUAGCACAUACCAUAACUUUCUGAGAUCGACCAGCUUUAUGCAUUUCGCAAAAGGGUCCUCUUUUAGUCCCCCAAAACGGAUCUUGAUCUUCUUCAACAUAGCUAUUGCUCACUGCUAGGGCUAGAAGGAAAAGAAGCAGUAGCUAGGUAUGAAAGAUAUAGAAAAACAAGAGGCCUUGGAUCCACCGAGAAUUUUGUGAUUAGUGCUUCCAAAGCUUAGUUGGGACAGCUAAGCAACUCAACCGCAAGUUCUCCGUUCAUAAUAAGCACCCCAUCGGUUCUGGCUAGUGGAUACUGAGACAGCUGAAAGUUAGAGGAAGAGGAAAAUAGUGUUUUUGGUAGUGAAAUAUGCCGGUCGGCAUGAUGAUUCCGGCGAGAAAUAUGACGUCCGUGAUUGGAAGGAACGGCAACGUUGGUGGAUUUGGAUCACCCUCAAGUCUCACUCUCGGCCAGCCAAACAUGAUGGAAGGUCAGCUACACCCAUUGGACAUGGCUCCCAACACCUCCGAGAGCGACGUACCCCGCAUCCGAGGAGAAGACUUCGACAGUGCCACCAAGUCCGGCAGUGAAAACCAGGAAGGCGCCUCCGGCGACGACCAUGAUCCCCGCCCCAAAAAGAAGCGCUACCACCGCCACACGCAGCACCAGAUCCAGGAAAUGGAAGCUUUCUUUAAGGAGUGCCCGCAUCCAGAUGACAAGCAGAGAAAGGAACUGAGCCGAGAAUUAGGGUUAGAGCCAUUGCAGGUCAAGUUUUGGUUCCAAAACAAGCGAACUCAGAUGAAGACCCAACAUGAGCGGCAAGAGAACUCACAACUUAGAGCCGAAAAUGAGAAGCUUCGAGCAGACAACAUGAGGUACAGGGAAGCUCUUAGCAAUGCCUCAUGUCCAAACUGUGGUGGACCAACCGCCAUUGGUGAAAUGUCUUUUGAUGAGCAUCAUUUGAGAAUGGAAAAUGCCCGUCUACGAGAAGAGAUUGACAGGAUUUCGGCAAUUGCUGCAAAGUACGUGGGGAAGCCGGUGGUGAACUAUCCACUGCUUCCCCCAACUGUUCCUCCACGUCCACUGGAACUGGGUGUGGGUGGUUUUGGUGAGGACGCAUACGGAGGUGGAGAUGUUGUUAGGUCUAUGAGUGGGCCUACGGAUGCUGAUAAGCCAAUAAUAAUAGAGCUAGCUGUGGCUGCCAUGGAAGAGCUGGUGAGGAUGGCACAAAUGGGUGAUCCCUUAUGGCUGACCACUCUUGAUGGAACCACCACUGUGCUUAACGAGGAUGAAUAUAUCAGAAGUUUCCCUCGUGGUAUUGGUCCAAAACCUACUGGAUUCAAGUGUGAAGCUUCUCGAGAAACUGCUGUUGUCAUCAUGGACCAUAUUAAUCUUGUUGAGAUUCUCAUGGAUGUGAAUCAAUGGUAUACAGUGUUCUCAGGGAUAGUCUCAAGAGCAAUGACUCUUGAAGUAUUAUCAACAGGGGUGGCUGGGAACUACAACGGAGCCUUGCAAGUGAUGACGGCAGAGCUACAAGUACCUACACCUCUGGUGCCAUCUCGAGAGAGUUAUUUUGUAAGAUAUUGCAAACAACACGGGGAAGGGACAUGGGCAGUGGUGGAUGUGUCGUUAGAUAAUUUGCGCCCUAGUCCUUCACUUAGAUGUAGAAGAAGGCCCUCCGGCUGCUUAAUUCAUGAAAUGCCUAAUGGCUACUCGAAGGUGACGUGGGUUGAGCACGUAGAAGUGGACGAUCGAGGAGUUCAUGAUCUAUACAAGCAGCUCGUCAGCUCUGGACAUGCUUUCGGGGCAAAACGUUGGGUGGCUACUUUGGAUCGACAAUGUGAAAGGCUUGCCAGUUCCAUGGCAACCAAUAUUCCCACUGGUGAUGUUGGCGUGAUAACCAGCCAAGAAGGGAGGAAGAGUAUGCUGAAACUGGCAGAGAGAAUGGUGAUGAGCUUUUGUGCCGGAGUGGGUGCUUCUACUGCUCACACGUGGACUACACUGUCUGGAACCGGGGCAGACGAUGUAAGGGUCAUGACCCGUAAGAGUGUGGAUGAUCCUGGAAGGCCUCCUGGUAUUGUUCUCAGUGCUGCAACUUCUUUUUGGCUUCCAGUUCCUCCUAUUAGAGUUUUUGAUUUCCUCCGCGAUGAGAACUCCAGAAGUGAGUGGGAUAUUCUUUCGAAUGGCGGAGUAGUCCAAGAAAUGGCACAUAUAGCUAAUGGUCAGGACACAGGGAAUUGUGUAUCUCUACUUCGGGUAAAUAGUGCGAAUUCCAGCCAAAGCAAUAUGUUAAUACUGCAAGAAAGCUGCAGAGACGCGACGGGGUCGUUUGUGAUAUAUGCACCCGUGGAUAUAGUUGCAAUGAACGUGGUUCUGAAUGGAGGGGACCCAGACUACGUGGCCCUUCUUCCUUCUGGAUUCGCUAUACUGCCGGAUGGAACCAUGGCACAUGGUGGAUCUCUCUUGACUGUUGCUUUCCAAAUUUUGGUCGACUCAGUUCCGACAGCCAAACUCUCUCUCGGAUCUGUUGCCACUGUCAAUAAUCUCAUUGCCUGCACUGUUGAGAGAAUCAAGGCUUCUUUGUCCUGUGAAGCUGCCUGAUGAUAUUCAUCACUGUUACAAGAAUAGACUAAUUUAAGUUUAAUGAGGAGGAGGAUUUGAAGAAGGGAAGCAUUGGAUGCGUAUGUAGAUAAUGGGAAGGCGGUGUGUUGAACUUCGGCUUAUAUAAAGCAGACGAGAAGUCAAGAGCGCACCUUAUUGCAUGAUCCCUUCUCAGUUGUUGAACAGAUCACUGAGGGGAUUGAGGUUCGGGAUUUGACUUCCCUUCAUUAACCCAAAUUAGUCUAUCCAAGACUGCAUGGUUAGGGCUAUAGCUAGCUUUUUUGUAUAACUUGGACUUUAUCAGCUUCCAUGUACCUCCAUUACUAUCUAUCCCCUUCUUCAUUUGUUAUUUUUUUUGGUGUUAUCAGAAUUUAUUAAGCACUAGUUGGUGGAAAGCUUGCACCCACUCGUGUACACUGCUUAAUUUUCUCACCAUCUAUUUUACGCAUUUACAGAGUUUUGA
Molecule: messenger RNA, 3235 nt
Organism: Prosopis cineraria
Lineage: Eukaryota; Viridiplantae; Streptophyta; Magnoliopsida; Fabales; Fabaceae
Product: homeobox-leucine zipper protein HDG2-like
Exons: 14
Coding region: 541-2772 (743 amino acids)
Biological process (GO): regulation of DNA-templated transcription
Molecular function (GO): DNA binding; DNA-binding transcription factor activity, RNA polymerase II-specific; lipid binding
Source: RefSeq, a predicted model, not a curated record